AUGUGCCGUCAGGUCGCAGCUGAAAACGCCGUGAAGAAUGCGCGAGCGAGCGCUGCUUCCCGUUUUCAAUCUUCUCCUCGCUGGGGGAAGCAACCUGGUUCAUCCUCAGCAGCGUGUGAAGUGAUGGGGAUCAAGAUCGAGAAGGACGCCGACGGGAGCGUCAGGAUCGUCGGGCGGGACAAGGUUGACGAGGAGGAGGAAGAUUUGAGGGUGGAUGAUCGAAUAAUUUCCAUCAACGACGAGCAGGUCCGUCAAAUGUCGAUCCAGCAGGUGCAGGAGCUGCUGGGAGGACAGCAGGGAAGCAGCGCAAAGCUGCUGGUGGAGCGACAAGGCUGCCAUCCCUUCACCAUGGUAGGGAUCAGAGGCAGGAAGCUUGGAGGAGGAGGAGGAGGAGGAGAGGAGGGCGCAGGCUGCGGGGUAGGGAUCACAUUCAAGCUGAGGAGGGACGGGCACUACCAUGUCAAGUCGCUUGCGGACGGAGGGCCCGCGCAGCUCUCGGGGCUUGUCAGCAUCGGGGACAUCGUCGUCUCCGUCUCGGGGGUGUCCAUCCACCACUUGAGCCACGCCCAGCUCGCUCAGCUGGUGCUUGGGCCCAAGGGCACCAGCGUUGAGUUCGUCCUGCUGAGGCGGACCCCCGAGGGAGAGCUUUCCACCCGCCCAGCUGUGCUGACCCGAGCGGAGCUGCCUUCCUUCUCAGCUCUUUCCGGUCAGUCGACGGAAGACGGAGGAAUCACGGAGCAGCCGUCGUCAGGUAGCUCAGAUGGCUCGGAGGGCGGCAGAGUGACUGUGUAG
Guillardia theta CCMP2712 is the source of this 792-nucleotide messenger RNA. RefSeq lists its product as hypothetical. Gene Ontology annotation, molecular function: protein binding; endopeptidase activity. The record is from RefSeq and is a predicted model, not a curated record. The transcript has 6 exons. The coding region runs from base 1 to 792 and encodes 263 amino acids. Lineage: Eukaryota; Cryptophyceae; Pyrenomonadales; Geminigeraceae.